Molecule: messenger RNA, 661 nt
Organism: Zalophus californianus (California sea lion)
Lineage: Eukaryota; Metazoa; Chordata; Mammalia; Carnivora; Otariidae
Product: 60S ribosomal protein L7-like
Exons: 1
Coding region: 2-661 (219 amino acids)
Biological process (GO): maturation of LSU-rRNA from tricistronic rRNA transcript (SSU-rRNA, 5.8S rRNA, LSU-rRNA)
Cellular component (GO): cytosolic large ribosomal subunit
Molecular function (GO): structural constituent of ribosome; RNA binding
Source: RefSeq, a predicted model, not a curated record
CAUGGAGGGUGCAGAAGAGAAGAAAAAGAAGGUUCCUGCUGUGCCAGAAACCCUUAAGAAGAAGCGAAGGAAUUUCGCAGAGUUGAAGAUCAAGCGUCUGAGGAAGAAGUUUGCUCAGAAGAUGCUUCAAAAGGCAAGAAGGAAGCUUAUCUGUGAAAAAGCUAAGCAUUACCACAAGGAAUGUAGGCAGAUGUACAGCACUGAGAGCCGAAUGGCGAGGAUGGCAAGAAAAGCUGGCAACGUCUAUGUACCUGCGGAACCCAAAUUGGCAUUUGUCAUCAGGAUCCAAGGUAUCAGUGGUGUGAACCCAAAGGUUCGAAAGGUGUUGCAGCUUCCUCGCCUUCGCCAGAUCUUCAGUGGCACCUUCGUUAAGCUCGACAAGACUUCAGUUAACAGACUAAGGAUUGUGGAACCGUAUAUAGCUUGGGGGUACCCAGACCUGAAGUUGGUGAAUGAACUGAUCUACAAGCGUGGUUAUGGCAAAAUCAAUAAGAAGGGAAUUGCCCUGACAGAUAACACAUUGAUUGCCCGAUCUCUUGGUGAAUAUGGCAUCAUCUGCAUGGAGGAUCUGAUUCACGCGAUCUAUACUGUUGGAAAACGUUUCAAAGAAGCAAAAAACUUUUUAUGGCCCUCAAAUUAUCUUCUCCACGAGGGGGAAUGA